Triticum turgidum subsp. durum (durum wheat) is the source of this 684-nucleotide messenger RNA. The record is from the annotation of a GenBank genome assembly. NCBI's taxonomy places the organism in Eukaryota, Viridiplantae, Streptophyta, Magnoliopsida, Poales, Poaceae.
AUGCGGCAUCUCCCCCUCCCGGCACCUCUCCAACGCCAAGCAUCUCUUCCCGCUGCCCAAGCCCUGAGCCCCAGCGCAAGCUCCGGUCCCCAGAUCCCCGCUGUGCCCAUGGCGGCGCGGACGCAGGCGUGGCAGUUCGCGGCCGCCUUGGCCUUCUUCCACGGCUCCGAGUACGUCCUCGCCGCCGCCUUCCACGGCCACAGCAACGUCACCGCCACCUCACUUCUUAUCAGCAAGCAGUAUGUUUUGGCAAUGAGUUUUGCAAUGGUGGAACACCUGACAGAAAGUCUUUUCUUCCCAGAAAUAAAAGGGUAUCUGUUUGUCAGUAAUAUUGGCCUUCUGAUGGUGCUUGUUGGUGAAAUUAUUCGUAAAAUUGCUGUUGUAACAGCUGGACGUGCCUUUACACAUGUUAUACGGAUUCAGUAUGAAGACCAGCAUCAGUUGGUAACUCAUGGAAUUUAUAGAUUUAUGCGGCAUCCUGGGUAUUCAGGCUUUCUUCUAUGGGCAGUUGGAACGCAGGUUAUGCUGUGCAAUCCAGUAUCUACAGUUGUAUUUGCAUUGGUGUUGUGGCGUUUCUUUGCAAAGCGGAUACCAUAUGAAGAAUUUUUCUUGAGGCAAUUUUUUGGCUCUCAAUAUGAAGAAUAUGCACGGAAAGUGCACUCGGGGUUACCAUUUAUAAACUGA